CCGGCGUUCGUCGUCCUCCGAAGGGUCGAAUCACGUGCCCGAAGGUCGAAGAAGGCAGGAAGCACCUGGCUUGCGAGGCAGGAACCGGAACCGGAAUCGAGACUUCCGGAGACUCGAGGGGUCCCACACAGAGCGCGUGAUCGUCGCACAAUUCCCAAAAUCGAGCUUCAACUUAGUCCCGACGAUACCGUGUGACGUGAUCCUCACGUGGCUACCGGCGAGAAUUUAGACUCCGAAAUGAACAUCCAGAAACCAGAAGGUCUGCUCUCCGUGGUGCUGCCAGGUGAUCUACUAGCGUCGCCUAGUUCACAGGAGCUUUUGCCUCGGGAUGAAGAGACGUCAGAUUGUCCACUUCUGACACCGAGUCCGCCACCAGGUCAAAUGUUCAAUCCAUUGGAAAACUCGGCAAUUUUCAGCCCUCUUGAGGGAACCUCGCUGGAUAUGACUUCCGCACAGACUUUGGAUAAUUUCAAUUCAGAAAACGGUCUGAACGGAUAUAUAAAUCUAGUCACGCUCAACAGUUCCAGUAAACCUCUGAACGACGAACCCAGCUCUAGAGAUCCAAUGGUAGAGUCUAGCAGUAGUAGUGCCAGCAGUAGCGGAGAUAACGAACCCGUUUGUGCCCAGCUCCUCACGCAGCUUAACACAGCGUACCAACACCUUGCUCCAGAUGCGCAGGCUCUUUUUUACAAUCAGGAGAAUGGCGGAAAACCUCCUUUGGUGGGCAUCCAGCUGGCAGUCCAAAAGAGUCCGAAAGAUUACCGUUUCAUGGCAUGGAAUUGGCCGCUUAUUCGCAAGGCGUGCUUUUGGUCUUUCAUGUCAUUUCUUGUCGGCUGUGUGGCACUCGUCAUCGGUAUUAUCACCACGAUGCCCAAGAAAUGCGAUCCACCAGUCGAAUGGUGGCAAGGUAGUGUCUUCUACGAAAUAUUCCCGGCUUCGUAUCAAGAAUCUUCAAAAAUCGGUGACGGCAUCGGAGACCUGAAGGGGAUCACCAACCGGCUGGACUACUUGACAGAUCUCGGCGUGCGAGUCGUUCGAUUGAAUUCCAUAUUUCCAGCCCCAGGAUACCCUGAGUACUACGGGAACGUGACGACACUUCUCAAAAUCGACGAGCACCUAGGAAAGCACGAAGAUUUCGACAAUCUCCUGCUGGCGAUACAUCAAAGGAACAUGUCGUUGGUCCUGGACCUCCCUCUGCACCCCUACAUCACACGAUAUUUCAACGACGGUAACUCCCACACUGGUAAGCCGAGUAAAAAGGACAAGGCAGUGAGAGAGAGAAGAGACGAGAGUGCCUCGGUGCUUCCCAAAGUUUUCCCGGUACCCGAACCUACCUCCUUUGAAUCCAUCAGGAACAUCCUCACUUCGGUACCGCCACCGUUGGAUACUGAGCCUGCAACUUCAGUCCCAUCAGCGUCUGCAGAGCAGGAGAAAGAUCAUCCGGUGACCGAGGUGACAGAGGCUAUCAAGUUUUGGCUCCAAAAAGGCGUCGAUGGUUUCUACCUCAAGGGACUCGAGCAUUUGGUCAAGGAAGCGAGCUUCGUCGAGUUGGUCAGGCACUGGAAGUCGUUGGUGGGGCCAAACAGGAUCCUCAUCUGCAGUAUCGAGGUGCUGGACAGCGCACCGUCUGGACCUUCGAAGAACGUGAUUUUGGAAAGGUUCGACCUGGUUGAUGUCACCUUGAAUUUUGAGAACGGGACAACUGGGCUCAAGAGCCAAGUUGACGCCGUUUUGAACGGCGCGUUGUUCCGGAAACCGGGAUAUCCUUGGGUACAUUGGAGCGUUGGGGGAGUUGAAAAAGGACGAAUUGCGUCCAUUCUUAACAGCACUCUAAGCACGAACAAUGCAAGCAUAGCCGCGUCUCUUCUGGGAAUGAUGCUACCCGGAUCUCCAAGUAUAUUCUACGGGGACGAGAUUGGGAUGCUGAAUUGCGAUAGCGAAGAUCAUCAGGACAUCAAGCAUGUUCAUAAUCUCUCGCCAAUGGACUGGGACGAGGUUACCAAUGGGGACAAAUUCUGUUCCGACAUCAUCCCAUGGCUUCCCAAACCCCCAAAACCUGUGAAAACUACUCUCGUUGGGGCAAUUCGCGGUAUGGCAAAACUCCGAUCGCAGGCACCGACGAUUUACGUCAAUGCGGUAUAUAAGGAUCACCAAAUUAGGGGGAAUUGCGGAAUUAGAUACACGGCAGAUGAUCUGCUUGUUCUCGAGCGUUGGUAUCCUCGACGUAACUCGUAUGUUAUGGUGGCUAACUUCGGGUCAAAGAAUCGUACCAAAGAUUUAUCUUCACUUUACUAUGGUGGACACGUAGUUGUCGGUAGCGUCAACCAAAUCAACCACACCGUCUACUUUAAAGAGCUCAAUAUUCUCCCUGGGGAAGCUUUUGUCAUAAAGCUGGACAAGUGAGAUUAUAGAUAACACUCGGGAAAUCAUUUCUAUACAAGAUAUUAUCUUUUAACAGUAAAUUUUAUCGUUGAUUGAAGUGCAGAUUUCGAAAAGUCUUGCGAAUUUCACUUUGCUCGCUGGCGAGCAGAGAUCUCCUGGUCUGAAACGUAUUCGUUUUACUUCACAGCAAUUUCCACAUUCCACGAGGAAGAUUGUAGGUAUAUACCUACGUUAUUUGAAGGGUCGCCACUCCUCUGGAAAGUUGGAGUAUGUCAGGGAUUUUUUUUUUAAAUAAAAAAGUUAGAAAGACAGAGAAUUUCGAAUACUUGCAAUUUAUCUUGGAAAUUCCGUGAAAUACGGUGUUUAAUCUUAUUUGCAA
Messenger RNA from Diprion similis, 2761 nucleotides. RefSeq names its product neutral and basic amino acid transport protein rBAT-like. The transcript is spliced from 8 exons. Gene Ontology annotation, biological process: carbohydrate metabolic process. Lineage: Eukaryota; Metazoa; Arthropoda; Insecta; Hymenoptera; Diprionidae. The coding region runs from base 238 to 2403 and encodes 721 amino acids. The record is from RefSeq and is a predicted model, not a curated record.